This is a messenger RNA of Trachymyrmex septentrionalis, 686 nucleotides long. Its product is annotated as ribosomal protein 63, mitochondrial. Gene Ontology annotation, biological process: mitochondrial translation. Gene Ontology annotation, cellular component: mitochondrial ribosome. The coding region runs from base 253 to 585 and encodes 110 amino acids. NCBI's taxonomy places the organism in Eukaryota, Metazoa, Arthropoda, Insecta, Hymenoptera, Formicidae. The record is from RefSeq and is a predicted model, not a curated record. Gene Ontology annotation, molecular function: structural constituent of ribosome. The transcript is spliced from 3 exons.
UGGAAUCUGCGCAGAAUCGUACGAGAUUCGUCUCGGGAACGAGCACAUCCAUCGUGAAAGUAUGUAUACUUCCACCAUGAGCACACCUAUCUUGCUUUCAUUAUGAACCAUGGCAGAGAGCAACAAAGAUUAACAGAGAGCAACAGAGCUCUAACCAAAAAAUGUGCUCCGAAAGCUAAGAGAAUCAUAUAUUUACGAUUAAUAUAAGAAUUGAGUUUUGUGUAUAUUUCACAAUACAAAAUCUGAUUAACAAUGCGGGUUGGAUUAGCUCUAUUAGCAGCCAAGUAUACAAAUAAAAUACCAUACAGAUUCAGAGGGAAAUAUCGUAUAGUUAAAAAACCAUCUAUGGACGAUUUAUUUAAGAUGAAGCAAGAUUUUGAAAGGGAAGAGCAAAACAUGUUGAUUCUACGGCAUCCCUAUCUCACACUUGAACAAAGUUAUGGUUACAUGAAGGACAUGUACCCCGAAAGCAGAAAGCAAAACUUUCUCGAGAAGGUACGGGCAGAAAAUCGUCAGAAGUUCCAAAAAGAAAUUACUAUCGUCGAACGUCUGUGUCACAUGAGAGUUACAGAAGCAUGGGAUUAAAAUCUUUCUACAGAUAUAUGUUUUUCCCUCAUAAAGUGAAUUUGCAAAAUCUGCCACAACUGGAUCGGCAUUAACACUGCUAAUUGCUAUUACUUUGCCAC